Synchiropus splendidus (mandarinfish) is the source of this 9802-nucleotide messenger RNA. It is a transcript of the gene camta1a, whose product is annotated as calmodulin binding transcription activator 1a. Gene Ontology annotation, cellular component: nucleus. Gene Ontology annotation, molecular function: protein binding; transcription coregulator activity; double-stranded DNA binding. The coding region runs from base 64 to 5619 and encodes 1851 amino acids. The record is from RefSeq and is a predicted model, not a curated record. Lineage: Eukaryota; Metazoa; Chordata; Actinopteri; Syngnathiformes; Callionymidae. The transcript is spliced from 24 exons. Gene Ontology annotation, biological process: regulation of transcription by RNA polymerase II.
GCCGUGCACGCGCGUGGUACCCACGGUCGUGAGGAGGAGGAGGAUGUUGCGCGUGAAGGGGAAAUGGCUGCCGAAAACAAGCCGGAAGGACUGAAGAAAGUUCGUAAUCCGGAUCGAAUGUACAGAUCAGCAGUGUGUUAUGCUGGCCACGGUCCACCUAAGAGUAUCAGUGAUGACACAGAGACCAACAAUGAACAUGGACAUUUGAAAAUAUACCUUCCUAAGAAGCUGCUUGAAUGUCUACCAAAAUGCACCUCAUUGCCAAAAGAGAGACAUCGGUGGAACACUAAUGAGGAGAUUGCAGCUUACUUAAUAACCUUUGAAAAGCAUGAAGAAUGGCUAACAACAUCGCCUAAAACAAGGCCGCAGAAUGGGUCGAUGAUAUUGUACAAUAGGAAGAAGGUGAAGUACAGAAAGGAUGGCUACUGCUGGAAGAAGCGGAAAGAUGGGAAGACCACACGGGAGGAUCACAUGAAGUUGAAAGUGCAGGGUGUGGAGUGUCUGUACGGUUGCUAUGUCCACUCCUCCAUCAUCCCCACCUUCCACCGCAGGUGCUACUGGCUCCUCCAGAACCCUGACAUUGUGCUCGUCCACUAUUUGAAUGUUCCAGCCAUUGAGGAUUGUGGGAAACCAUGUGGGCCGAUCCUCUGCUCCAUCAAUACAGACAAGAAAGAAUGGGCCAAAUGGACCAAGGAGGAGCUGAUCGGGCAGCUCAAGCCCAUGUUUCAUGGCAUCAAGUGGACUUGCAGCAAUGGGAACAGCAGCUCUGGCUUCUCAGUGGAGCAGCUAGUGCAGCAGAUACUGGACAGCCACCAGACUAAGCCUCCUCCCCGGACUCACAACUGCCUCUGCACAGGCACCCUGGGUGCGGGAAGCAGCGUGCACCACAAAUGCAACAGCGCCAAACACCGCAUCAUCUCCCCAAAGGUGGACCCCCGUACCGGGGCGUACAGCAGCGCUCACUCUGAGGUCCAGAACAACGACGUGUCCGAGGGCAAAACUGAGCACACUGGCCAUGGUGGGGGGAAGAACUCUGGAGGCGGCGGAGGUGGGACAACACGGGAAAAGCGCAAUGGCAAAGUCCACAAGCCGGUCUUACUGCACCAGAACAGCACAGAGGUGUCAUCCACCAACCAGGUGGAAGUGCCUGACACCACCCAGAACUCCCCGGUGUCCAUCAGCAGCGGCCUCAACAGUGAUCCAGACAUGGCCGACAGUCCCGCGGUGACAGGCAUGAGCCACGUGGCGUCCGUCAUGUCGGGCUUGUCCCAGGGUGUAUUUAUGUCGGAUGUGACCGGGGAUCCAGUCUACAGUAUGUCCCCCACCGGGGGCCCCAACACUCACCUAAUGGGGGCUGAUGCUGCCUCGCAGGGUUUGGUGCUGUCCGUCGCCUCUGAUCGCCACAAAUUUGCUUUCCCCGGGGGAGGAGUCGGGGAGGCUGGAGCUGCCGGCGGCGGAGACAGUCUGGCCAUGCUGUCUUCAGCUGGUGUCUCUGAAGAACUGGUACUAUCCAGCAGCCUGGAUGCUGCGGGCCUCAAGAUCCCGGAGACCAACAUGAACUUUGACCCUGACUGCUUCUUGAAUAACCCCAAACAGGGCCAGACGUAUGGAGGCAGUGCACUGAAGACGGAAGGCAGCACUGCAUCCUCUUGCUCUUCCAGCGCCAGCACCAACGGGAACCUGCAGCGCUCCCCGUCCAUGUCCGACAACAGCUACAACUUCAACUCCAAUCUGGUGAAAAACAUCAAAACUGAAGACACGUCCUUCGAGCAGCAGCUGGCCAAGGAAAGCGGGUACCAGGUGGGAUCGGUGGUGAAUUGUGGCAAUGGGGUGACAAUGUCGUCCGGCGCCAGUUCGGGUCAGGGGAACCUGGGUCUGACUCCGGCAGGCUCCCUGCUUCCCUCUGGUGGAGGUCUGAGCCCCAGUACAACUUUGGAGCAGAUGGAUUUCAGCGCCAUCGAUGCGAAGCAGGAGUACACGGCUGGAGCAGCCACCGUCAACUAUGGCCAGGCCAUGUCCAGUCCGCAUAUGCAGCACCAGAGCCGCUCUCCCAGCUUCUUCCUUCAAGAUGCCUCUCAGUCCAAUCAGCAGGGCAGGAACAACUUGGGUCAGAAAACCCAUCUGAUGGAGCACAACUCCCACGACUCUGGAGCUUACAUGGGCCUGCAGGUGGUGAAGACAGAGUCGCCGGGCAGUAAUGGGCACCUCCACCACCACCACCACCACCAGAACCAGCACAGGAUCAACUGUAAUGGCGCGCCAGCCACCGACGGUCAGCCAGGGUCCCUGCAGCUUCUUCAGUACCAGGGAAACUUUCCUGGACUGGGUGCCGAUCAUGAGGAAGUGGUGGGCCUGGAGCAGUCUGGCAAUGUGAGCUCAGUCCAGGCUGCCGAGGGCACAGCAGACAGUCUGCUGAAGAACGGGGACCACAUUCAGAGCUGUGCCACUGCAAGCGGAGAAGGAGGCGAUCACUAUCUCCAGCAGACUUCUGACGGAGGAGUGGGAGGUUCUGGAGAAGGGGUCGUGCUUCACAAUGGAAACAACAGCAGCGACAGCGGCAACCGCACACAACAGCAACAGCAGCUCCAACCGCUUCUCCAAGGAACUAACAUGGUCCAAGGUCUUUACAACAGUGUGGGUGCUCACCAGGGACUCGGCACCGGGGCCAGUAACGGAGGAGGGGCCGGUUCGGGCAUGGAAAUCAGCUUGGAUCACUUCGACAUUUCUUUUGGAAACCAGUUUUCAGAUCUAAUUAAUGACUUCAUAUCAGUGGAUGGAAGUGGCUCCACCAUGUCCGGAGGUGGAGGUCUGUAUGCCCACCAGCUGGUCACGUCCCACAACUCUGAGAGUCAGGGCAAUGGAGGAGGAGCGCAGCAGGGUCAGGAAGAUGCAGGCAACAGAGGAAGCAGCUACAACCCCUCAGACCUCUGCCUGCAACCGUGCUGUAGCCCCCAGGCGCUGAAUGGAGGAGGAGGAGGAGCAAACUCUGGGGACGCAGGAUCCUUGUCCUACAUGAACGUCGCCGAGGUGGUCUCCGCUGCUGUAGCUCACGGUGCUCUGGGGAUGCUCCAGGCCACUGGACGGCUCUUCAUUGUCACUGACUAUUCACCCGAAUGGUCUUAUCCUGAGGGUGGAGUGAAGGUGCUGAUCACUGGCCCGUGGCAGGAGGCCAGCUCGAACUACAGCUGCCUAUUUGACCAGAUCUCAGUCCCUGCCUCUCUGAUCCAGCCUGGAGUGCUGCGCUGCUACUGCCCCGCUCACGACACCGGCCUGGUGACACUUCAGGUGGCAGUCAGUAACCAGAUCAUCUCCAACUCUGUGGUUUUUGAGUACAAGGCUCGAGCUCUCCCUUCACUGCCUUCAUCUCAGCACGACUGGCUCUCACUGGAUGAUAACCAGUUCAGAAUGUCUAUCCUGGAGCGCUUGGAGCAGAUGGAGAGGAGGAUGGCAGAGAUGGCCAACCACCAGCAGCAGAGCAGCACAGGGAGUGGCGGAGCUGGAGGAGGAACAGGGGGAUCAGGGGGCGGUGGUGGUGGUGGUGCCGUCGGUGGUGGUGGAGGAGGCGGCGCUAACAAUAACCAGUCACAGUGUGUGUCCGGCCAGCUGCAGGCCAGCAGCUCCUUCGAGAGUCGCGUGGUGGUGGUCUGCGAGAAGAUGAUGAGCCGAGCUUGCUGGGCAAAAUCCAAACAUUUAAUCCACUCCAAGACUUUCAGAGGGAUGACACUCCUGCACCUGGCUGCAGGCCAGGGCUACGCCACCCUCAUUCAGACACUUAUCAAGUGGCGAACCAAGCACGCAGAUAGUAUUGAUUUGGAGUUGGAAGUGGACCCUCUUAAUGUGGAUCACUUCUCUUGCACUCCUCUGAUGUGGGCGUGUGCGCUGGGCCACCUGGAGGCAGCUGUGGUUCUCUAUAAAUGGGACCGACGAGCCCUCGCGAUCCCGGAUUCUCUGGGCCGCCUUCCUCUGUCUAUAGCACGCUCCCGGGGUCAUACCAAACUGGCCGAAUGUCUGGAGCAGUUACAGAGAGAGGAGCAGCAGCCCCCGGCCCCUCUUCCGCCCACCACUCGCAUGUCUUUCUCACCAGCACCUGAAAACUCAACGACAGACAGCUGGAUGGUCAGCUGGGCAAAUGACACGGUCGUCGCCCCGGGCAGCAAGAAAGGAGGACCUACCACCACCACCACCACCAUCUCCACCACAACUACGUCCAGCACCACAAACACCAAUCCAGAUUUAAGAAGACCAAGGUCAGAACCGUCCAACUACUACAGUAGUGAGGGCCAGAGAGACCUUCCACUCGCUAAAAAGCAUAAACCAAACCCAGAAAUGUUUCAGACACGGCCCAACAAGGCCAUGUCCGUCCCCUUGAGCUUGGAGCAGCAGCAGCUCCACAAUCUCUCCACCAGUCCCAAGAGCCAGUCCUCAGAGGGUCUCAGUGCUGACAAAAACACGUCUGUCGGAGGCAGCGCCACGACGGCUCGAUGGAGCUCGAGAGAGGGCUUUCCCCCCGGAGGAUUAGGAAGGAAAGGACUUGGUGGCAGUGCGACAAGCAGCCUUGGAAAAGAGAAACUGGUCAACAGGUUACGGCAGCGGGAACAGCUGGGCAUGCUGGUGAUGGCAGACAGAGAAAUGGCAGAUGCAGAACUUCUGUCCUACCGGGAGGAUCUGGAAAACCAGGAUUGUCUCACUCAGAUGGAUGACCUACAGGUCAAUAUGAUGACACUGGCCGAGCACAUCAUUGAAGCAACACCGGAGAGGAUAAAGAGGGAGAACUUCACAGCUGCCGACUCGGUGCCCGCAGACACUUCAGGGGUCAGCAACACCAUGAACUGGCUGGCCAACUACCUGGGAGAUGUGGAGCAGCUGCCGAGCAUCAUACACUUGAGGUCUCUGUAUAAUGUCCCCUUGGCCCCGUCGUCUAAUCCCAACAUCAGCCCUGGUUCCUCUCCCUUGAGAGAGGGACCCCUGGAGAGGCCCGUGCUUCCGUCGCCAGCAGACUGGAGUGAGUUCAUCAACGCCUCCAACAGCAAGGUGGAGCGAGACCUGGCUCAGCUGACUCUGUCAGACCCAGAACAGAGAGAACUGUACGAAGCUGCCCGACUAGUCCAAACUGCCUUCCGCAAGUACAAGGGACGACCACUAAGAGAGCAACAAGAAGUAGCUGCUGCUGUUAUUCAACGGUGUUACAAGAAAUACAAACAGCUCACAUGGAUAGCCUUGAAGUAUGCACUUUAUAAGAAGAUGACGCAGGCCGCCAUCCUUAUCCAGAGUAAAUUCCGCAGCUACAACGAACAGAAGAAGUUUCAGCAGAGCAGGAGGGCCGCUGUACUCAUUCAGCAAUAUUACCGCAGCUACAAGGAGUUUGGCAGGCUAAAGCCGCACCAACGUGGGGCGGCUGCUGCUGCUCUGGUGCAGCACAAAUUGAGAAGUAGUCUGCUCACAAAGCGGCAAGAUCAAGCUGCCAGAAAGAUUAUGAGGUUCCUGCGUCGCUGCCGCCACAGCCCCUUGAUGGACCAUAGACUGUUCAAGCGGGUGAGUGCAGCCUCAGCAACUCAGGUGAAAGAAUUGAAAAGGGACAAGGAACAUGAGACCCCUCAUCAGAGCCCCCUCGCAAUGUGACAUCAUUCUCCUGACUCCUUUUUUUUGUUUUGUGUUUGUACCCGAGACAUUUUACAAGAGAAAUGGAAAGAAAAAUGUCAACGCUGCGGUUAUUACUUCUGCAGUGGAACUUGUUUAAUAACUGAACAACAUGCGACACCAUGUUUCCACACAUCUCCUCCCUCCACUGACUCUGGAUUAAUAUGGUUUGGACCGGGUGGGGGCGCAGAGCUCAUGCUUCUGGCAUUUUUUGCACUUUUUCAUGGAUUCAUUCGUGGUUUUCGGAAACAAAGAGGUCACUGCAAGUCCAGCGAGGUCAGUCGCUCCGCAGGACCUGUGGAGAUGAGGAGAGAAAAGGCUGCUGCUCACGUUCUCAGAGGAAGACCGCGUCGGAACACUCUGGGCUUUCAUAUGCUUUGGUUUUUUUAACUUUUGGAGAAGGAUUUUUUUAAGCCAAAUAUUAUUGGUUACCCACACUGACCACCUCUUUCCACUGAAGUAGAUUUCUAUAAUACUCCGGGUAUAUCAACAACUCCUCUGUCCCACUGUGCUCUUCCCCAUCAUUCUGCCUGCUCGGGUGGAGCUUCACCUGAAUGUAGUUUGGGGUGAAACAUGCAGAAGCUGAAGGAGGAUGAAGACGUUCUUUAAAAAAAAAACGGAAAAAAAACAAACAAACUAUGCUUUAUCAUAUCUAUAUAUAUUGUCACUUUAUUACUUGAAUUUGUUUCAUACUGUCAGAUGUAUAUGUUCCCUCAUGUCUAAUAUACUGGUGAGCUGUAUCUCCAAAUUCUAUGUUGUUAAUCCUGCCAAGAAAGGAAACGCAUGACUUCUUGGCGAGAUGUUGCUUGUGUACUUAUGGUCGAGUCGUCAGCCUCUCUGUUUUACUUUCCACUUCAAGCGGACGCAUCCACUGCUUCCCUCUCCAGGGACGACGUCUCUUUUGUAUUUUCCUUUGUGUGUUUAUCGUUCAGUCACCGGCUCCCGUGAAAGAACUGGUCGUUCUGGUCAUGCAAAAUUGUUAUUGUUCUGUUUCAGUGAACUUCAGAGCCUGCAAGGGCUUUUGAGGGGAAGAUCACAUACAUUGCCUUGACAUCUUAGAGAUUCCUUGACGGGUUCCUAAGCUUGUCCCAAAAUAGGGGUUUGACAAAUCCAUAUUUUUGACAAUUAAGCGAUUUUUCUGUAUAUAAAGAAGGCUGGAGGUACAUAUAAAAACACUUAACCCAUUGGGGAUUGUAUUUUAGAGAUAUAUUAUUUUAUUCAUUAAAAAAUGGGACAAAAUAGGUACGAGACAAAAACAGAAUAUUUGUAUAGUUUUCUUUGAAUGCCUAAAAGUACGGUUGUAUUGUUUGUAUAUAGUGUAAAUAACUGGGAUCCAAAUGAGCUAAGUGCAUGAAAAGUAUAAAGAAAAGGAAAAAUAAAACAAAAUAGUAGUGGCUAUGCUCUGUAAAGCUCAGAAUAUUUCACUAUUAGAGUAUUUUAUUUAAUUUGGAUUGUUCUUGAGAAGAACAUUUUGCUAAAGCAUGAUGUUACUGCAGUUAAAAAAAAAGUCGGAAAAACCAUGUACUUAGAGUUAGGAGAAGUCUGCAAAUGAUCUUAAGAAAACUUUUAUGUUUGACUUGUCGGUAUGUUCUUUUUUGUUUGUUUGUUUGUUUGUUUUGACUUUUGGGCUACCAAUAAUCUUUCGCCAACGGUGCCAUGGUCAGUGAAUGAAACAUAGCUCAGUUUAUUGUUGCUUAACUGAUAAUCAUGCAGUGAGACGAGCGAGAUUGGUCUCUCAAUCCUCCCCGAAAAAUCUGCCAUCGAUCACGAGAUUUCUCAAUAUUUUGAUUUCAAUGCAAAUCGAAUGUGACGCGCUACUGAGGUUUCUGUUUUUAUGAUUGUAUCCAGCAGUGAGGUCUUCAUGUCAUUUGUUCUUUGAUGUUGUUCCUCAGCCAGUAUCGAUGAAUGAACCUGUCGCCGUGUGAAAGUGCUUGUUCAAGGGUGCCAUCCUCUCAUUUGACUGCAAACUGACAACACGUAUUUAACAGUCAAGUGCAGCCAACAGCAGGACACAGGUCGAGAGUCGAAGGGGCGGAUGGCGUCGAGGUGCCUCUUGCUUGCUUUUGAAUUGCAUUUAUGCCCUGUUAAAGUAAUUUUGUGUUCAUUAUUAUUCAGCCAAGAAUUGUGUUUAUUGUUUUUUUAAGUGCCUGUCCACCUGGUCUCACAAUAUUGGUGUCAAAAUUCACAGUGAGUUUGAGGUGUUUCAACUCAAAAUGAGCUGACAGACCCUGAGCUAGUGUCAGUGACCCUCUCAGCUGAAUAGAGACCUGGACUGGCCCUCGCAAAGCUCAGUUGGGGUUUCAACUCUUUGACGCAUUCUUUGCGAAUGCGUUUCAUAGUCAUUUCUGUCCUUAUGUUCCUAAAGAUGCCUUUUCACCUCAUAAAUCUUCACUCUUGUAAGCAUCCAGGAUUAAUAUUGCAGCUAUGGUUUGGCAUCUUGAGGCUCUGAUUUUAGACCUGAAUGACAGAAGAUUAGCUUCACCGUUUGCUCCUCCAGAAGGCUUCCUUCAUGUCAUCUUUCUCCAACCUUCGUUGAAAUUCUCUUUGAGCUCCGUUUAUUUUCAGGGUCCGGUCCUUAACCUUUGGCCAGGGCUCUUUCCAGAUGCGUCUCUCUUUUAAGCACGGCCAUCUAGAGUGCAGAGGAUCUCACGCUCCUCCAGCGAUCAGCCAAGGUCACUUCGUCUGGAUGGUUUCUUCCAUCUUCCGGAGAGCCGCAUUAUCCUUCAGAUAUAAGGUGAUUGGACAUAAUUCACAGCAGAAAUUAGCCAUAUGUGGCGGAAUCAUGUUCUGCCCUUGAAGCGGCCACAUUUCUACUUCAGCGAUAAUGACAGCUAUUGCAGAAGUGUCUGUCCAGAUGAGCGAGCAUCAUGACCUGCCCUCCUUUAUUUCCGUCAAAGCACUCCAGUAGACUUGAUCAGUUUCUCCACUUUCUUCCUUUGAACCCUCAAACGUGGCUGACUGAAACUUCAUUUGCUUUUUUUUUCCCCCCACCGCGGUCUGCUUGGUAGAGCAGAACAGGAAGUGGAGGCAACCAAAGGAGGAUUUCUUACGCUUGCAUGGGUAAAAUAGUUAACUGGGUGACAGAAGUGCACCAAAAAGCAUGUUCCUUUUCCUAGAAUCAGUAGCCAGGCAGGACUCGGAUGAGCCUUUGGAGUGACAGGACGAGGGCAGACGACAUGGCAUGUGACCGGAGGGCAGACGGAGGUCUUAAGACGACGCAAAUGAUUUCCAAAUCCAGCUUAGUUUUUGUAGCCUUUUGUUCAUUCUCCGAUUGAUCCGGCCCAAUUCCACUUCUCUUAAGUGGAUGAGCUCAUCCGUCAAAGAUGUACGAGACACGACUUGAACACUGCCUGAUCGAAAGGGUUGUAGACUUCUUUGGCGCUGACUGCCGUGAUGCCCAUCUCCCCUUAAAAACCACUCAAAAUACGACCUUUAAUAUGCCACUUGUGUUAGGAAGCCAAAUUUUGAGAGAUUGACUCAGACUCAGAGUAUGAACAGUGUGGGCGCACAGAGCCGAUGGGACAACAGUGACAGGUUACAAUAGCAUCCAUGGGCAAAGAGCAAUAAAGAACCGAGGGAAGUCUCAAGAGGUUGGACGCUUGUGCAGCGGACGUCCUCUUAUGCAAAUGCAAGUAUUGCAAGACGAGCAUUCAGUAGUUUAUGGACCGCAAUUUUACGGCACCCUUUACCGAACUGCACGUUUCAUCGAUUCCAAAAACCGAGAAGAAAACAAAGACCCUGCUUUGAUAGAAAGUGGAGGAUCUUUGACACUCUGCAUGUGAACUAGUGUUAGAUCUACUUUCCCUUUCUCACUCUUCCUCUGUCUCACCCUGUUAUGUGACCUGAAAAUCCCCCUCUGCUCCUGGAAAAGUCUCAUCUCUUCCUUGGUUUCCUCCUAUUGUGUUGGCUUCCUUCUCGCCCCCCUCCCCUCUUUUUUGAACCUUUUAUUUUUGUAACUGUGCAUGUACAAGCGUCACUAACUCGAUGGAUAUGUUACAAAAAAUAACGAGAUUUCAGCUGCUGAAGCCAUGCAAAACAUUUUGAAUUGCCCUAAAAAAUGGAAAAUGUUUUUGAAUGCUUUAUAUUCUUUCUGCUGUACAAUAAUAAAAAAAAAAUGAGAAAAUGAUAAAAAACAAAAACACACUCUGGAGGUUUGCGUCUUUUU